This is a messenger RNA of Aspergillus campestris IBT 28561, 1445 nucleotides long. RefSeq lists its product as uncharacterized. Bases 444 to 1433 code for a protein of 329 amino acids. The transcript is spliced from 3 exons. The record is from RefSeq and is a predicted model, not a curated record. Lineage: Eukaryota; Fungi; Ascomycota; Eurotiomycetes; Eurotiales; Aspergillaceae.
ACAAUAAUGACCUACAGUAGGAUUCUAGCAGAAUCCCAUCAAAACCAAACAAUAAAACCAUACAUAUUUAUAGGUAUAUAACAGCAUGCAAAAUGCCACACCUCCUCCACCUCCCAACAGAAAUCCUCCUCAGCAUCUACCACAACACAUCCAACAUUGACGACGUGCUGCACCUGGCGCGAACAUGUCGGCAGAUGCACGCUAUCUUCCACGCGCCGCGGAACCGCGUUGAGAUCUUUCGCUCGGUUAUAGUAUGUCACAACCCCUUCAUUAUAACCAUAUAUCAUCCAUCCUAUCCCCAAAGUAAAUCCUAUAAUAAUAAACCACCUAACUAACCAGACUAGAAAUCCACCCCCCACCACAAAACAGACCACCAAAUAAGCUACCUCCAAGAUCUCCACUCAACCCUAGAAACACUCUACGGCGCCAACAACAACCUAACAAUGGGCUUUCUGCGCCCGUCAGACAAGAUCUUCACCCACGUAGACUCCCUCCUUACCAGCGACAAGUACAUGUCCGACCAAUUCGUCUGGGACACUGUUGCCCGGUGGCACGGGAUGAAAGUUCUUUUUUUCGGGCUGUACUGCGAUGAGUCUGUGCAUGCUUCGUACGUCAACUCGACCCCGCCCAGGGCGCAGUUUAAAGAGUCGAAUCGGUAUAGGGAUCGGCUUGCUGCUGAAGAUCCCUUGGCUCCACCAGCUGGUGUUACUAUCACGAUUGAUAGUGCGGCGCAGGAGAAGCAAGCGUUAUGGCGCGCCUACGAGCGCUUUUACCAAGCCCUAACCCUCCACUGGGCCGUCAUCGAAACGCUCUGCCUAGCACGCGCCGCAUCAUACACCUCCAGCACCGAGCGCAACGCGCGCUUCGAGCACAUCUGGACGCAGUGGACGGAUACGGCCCGACCACUGAAGAUCAAGAUCGACGUGCUGGAAGUAGUCGAGUUCGUGUGGGGAUAUCUCGGACGGAAGGUGUUCCAGGAGAAAGACGUGAUCGUGAAGUGGGUGGGUGGGACGAGUGUGUUUGAUGAAUUCUACGAUGAGGAGGAGCCGGUGGGGACGAACUGGAUGUAUUUUGUGCGGUGUUUGAUGAGGUAUUUGAGGCCGGCGCAUAUACUGGAGUUGCUUUUGGGGGUUGUGUGGAAGGGGGAGGGGAGGGAGGAGAUUGAUAGGGUGGAGUAUUUGAGACGGGUAGGAUUCUUUGAUGAGUCUGCUGGGGUUGUGGAGAGGGAGGAUGAGGAAGAGUCUGAUCCAGAUACGAUGUUUAAUAUUGGGGGAUUGCAGGAGGAUGUUGCGGUUGGUUUGGAGGCAUGGGAGGUGUAUCGGGAUAAGUUGUGGGGAGCGGAGAUGCGGGGGAGGGUGCUGUUUCGGGAGGAGAGUGAGGAGGGUUCAAUCACAAUUUACAAGCCAACCAACAGAGUAGUUACAGUAUCAUAAAUCAUCAACACA